Messenger RNA from Colletotrichum phormii, 1803 nucleotides. RefSeq lists its product as uncharacterized. The transcript is spliced from 4 exons. Gene Ontology annotation, molecular function: transmembrane transporter activity. Gene Ontology annotation, biological process: transmembrane transport. The record is from RefSeq and is a predicted model, not a curated record. Gene Ontology annotation, cellular component: membrane. NCBI's taxonomy places the organism in Eukaryota, Fungi, Ascomycota, Sordariomycetes, Glomerellales, Glomerellaceae. Bases 1 to 1803 code for a protein of 600 amino acids.
AUGUCCACUUUACCCCCCGAAAAAGAUGAUAUAAACCCCCUUGAAGGCAUUCCCCGAGAGCAACUCAAGAUCGAUGCAAGACUCUUCGCCAUAGGCCUUGGGCUGCAAAAUGAGAUCACCUACUUCGAAAAGGGGGCGUUGGCAGCACAGAGCCCAAAAGCCUACGAAGACAUACCGGAGCUCACUGAGGAUGACCGAGCCAUUCUAACAAACGAAAUCGAGCAUCGCUGGAGGCAUCCUAAAGCCCUCUAUUUUACCAUUCUUAUGAACUCGGUCAGCGCAGCAAUCCAGGGUUGGGACCAGACGGGUUCCAACGGAGCGAACUUGUCUUUCCCUCAAGCUUUUGGCAUCGCGGAUAAAGGCGAGGCCUGUGUCAUAGCUGGAACAUGUGCAAGAAACUCCUGGAUCAUUGGUGCCAUAAACAGCGCGCCAUACAUGGCCAUUUGCGUCAUCGCUUGUUGGCUUUCUGACCCCGUUAACAACUGGUUCGGGAGAAGAGGUGCAAUCUUUCUGGGCGCCAUCUUCAGCAUUCUCGGCCCUGUUGGCCAAGCACUUUGCCAGACGUGGCCACAGAUCUUGGUCUGCAGGGUCCUUCUCGGCAUGGGAAUGGGACUCAAAGAAGUCACCGUGCCCGUGUUCUCGGCCGAAAACUCACCACCUAAUAUACGUGGAGCUCUGGUCAUGUCGUGGCAACUCUCCAGCGCUUUUGGUAUCAUGCUAGGCUUCCUUGCAAAUCUCGCUGUGGUCGGGUUUGGGGACAUCGCAUGGAGACUCCAACUUGGUUCUGCCAUGAUACCUGCGGUACCUUUACUUUUGGGAAUCUACUUUACACCCGAAUCGCCCCGAUGGCUGUUGAAGAAGCGCAGGUUCAUUCAAGCCUACGAGUCACUCCUGAGACUGCGUGGCAGUAAUCUGCUCGCCGCUAGGGACCUUUACUUCGUCAACGCUCAGGUCGAGAAGGAACAGGAACUGAUAGAGGCUGAUGGGCUUGGGAAGAGCAACUUUUUCGCCAGGUGCCUAGAAUUGUUUACCAUCCCCAGGAUCCGUCGGGCGACCCAAGCAUCGGGCAUCGUCAUGGCAGCCCAGCAGUUCUGUGGAGUCAAUCUCAUGUCCUUUUACUCUUCGACGCUUUUUGAGGAAGCAGGGGCAAGUAAUACCAUUGCUCUCUUGGCCUCAUGGGGAUACGGCAUGGCAAUGUUUCUUUUCGCGAUACCGGCCUUGUGGACCAUCGAUCGCUGGGGCCGCAGAGCGCUGUUGUUGGCCACCUUUCCAAACAUGUGCUGGGCUAUGUUAGCAGCAGGCAUGGCCUUCUACAUUCCGCAGAGCAGUCCCGCACACCUCGGUGUCAUAUGCUUGUUCAUCUAUCUCUUCGCCGCCUUUUAUGGUCCGGGAGAGGGACCAGUUGCGUUUGUCUACUCGGCUGAGGUCUUCCCUUUAUCACAUCGCGAGGUCGGCAUGGCUUGGGCAGUCGCAACGAACAACUUCUGGGCCAUCGUUGUGGCACAAACAUCCCCGCCACUUCUCCAGGCAAUCAAACCCCAAGGUGUUUUCACACUUUAUUCUGUCUUUGGAGUAGUAUGCUUGGUUCUCAUAUUUCUGUUCCUUCCAGAGACAAAGCAGCGCUCUCUUGAAGAACUGGAUGACGUCUUCUCAGUUUCUACCAGGCGACAUGCGUCUUAUCAACUGUUCGAGGCGUUGCCAUGGUGGUUCAAGCACUAUAUCAUGCGUCAGCAAGGCGAGCCUGAGCCUACUCUAUAUCGCUUCGAAGUAGAGGAAAACAUUGAGUCGGGAUCAAAGUCCUGA